Messenger RNA from Labrus mixtus (cuckoo wrasse), 5701 nucleotides. RefSeq names its product 1-phosphatidylinositol 4,5-bisphosphate phosphodiesterase beta-1 (gene plcb1l). Bases 41 to 3778 code for a protein of 1245 amino acids. The transcript has 33 exons. Gene Ontology annotation, cellular component: cytoplasm; nuclear speck. Gene Ontology annotation, molecular function: calmodulin binding; phosphatidylinositol-4,5-bisphosphate phospholipase C activity; calcium ion binding. Gene Ontology annotation, biological process: lipid catabolic process; phosphatidylinositol-mediated signaling; memory. The record is from RefSeq and is a predicted model, not a curated record. NCBI's taxonomy places the organism in Eukaryota, Metazoa, Chordata, Actinopteri, Labriformes, Labridae.
UUUCUAGCCGUGCCGUGCGUCAAGAAGAGUAGAUGAGUCAAUGGCAGGGGCACAGCCUGGAGUUCAUGCGCUGCAGCUCAAGCCAGUGUCCGUCCCCGAGAGCCUGAGAAAGGGCAACAAAUUUAUGAAAUGGGAUGAUGACUCUACCACUGUGACCCCGGUGACUCUUACAGUCGACCCCAAAGGAUACUACCUGUAUUGGACCGACCAGAACAAGGAUACAGAUCUACUGGAUAUAGCGUACAUAAAAGAUGCCCGAAAUGGAAAGUGCACCAAAACGCCAAAGGAAGCGAAGCUGCGUGAGCUCCUGGACGUCAGCACCCUGGCGGGGAAGAUGGAGAACAGGAUGCUGACGGUGGUGAGCGGCACUGACAUGGUCAACAUCACCUAUCUGAACUUCAUGGCCUUCACAGAGGAGACAGCUAAGGAAUGGGCAGAGGAGCUGUUCAACCUUGCAUCCAACCUCUUGGUGCAGAACAUGUCAAGAGAAGCCUGCCUCGAGAAAGCAUACACUCGGCUGAAGCUGCAGCUCAACCCAGAGGGGCGAAUCCCCGUCAAGAACAUCUUCAGGGUGUUCUCAGCAGACCGGAAGCGAGUGGAGACGGCACUGGAAAACUGUAACCUCCCUUCUGGCAGAAAUGACUCCAUUCCCGAGGAAGACUUCACUCCAGAGGUGUACAACAUAUUCCUGAGCAACAUCUGCCCACGAUCUGAGCUGGACCACAUCUUCUCUGAUGUGGGGGCCAAGAGUCGUCCAUUCCUCACCGUUGAGCAGAUGACAGAGUUCAUUAACAUUAAGCAGCGAGACCCUCGUCUGAAUGAGAUACUCUACCCUCCACUCAAACCAGAACAGGUCCAGCUGCUGGUGGACAAAUAUGAACCCAAUGAAUCAUUGGCACAGAAAGGUCAGAUCUCAGUGGAAGGCUUCGCCAGGUAUCUGAGCGGGGAGGAGAACUGCAUCAUCCCGCCUGAGAAGCUCGACCAGAGCGAGGACAUGACCCUUCCCCUCUCCCAUUAUUUCAUCAACUCCUCACACAACACAUACCUCACAGCCGGCCAGCUGGCUGGGAACUCUUCAGUGGAGAUGUACAAGCAGGUUCUCCUGUCGGGGUGCCGCUGCAUUGAACUGGAUUGCUGGAAAGGUCGCACCACAGAAGAAGAGCCUGUCAUCACUCACGGCUUCACCAUGACAACUGAAAUCUCCUUCAAGGAGGUGAUCGAGGCUAUAGCAGAGUGUGCCUUCAAGACCUCGCCAUUCCCCAUCCUCCUGUCCUUUGAGAACCACGUGGACUCACCAAAACAGCAGGCUAAGAUGGCAGAGUACUGCCGGUCAAUAUUUGGAGACGCAUUACUGACAGAACCUCUGGAGAAAUAUCCUCUGGAGUCAGGUGUUCCUCUGCCCAGCCCGAUGGAGCUGAUGGGGAAGAUCUUGGUGAAGAACAAGAAGAAACACCACAAGGCAAACGGAAGCACCAAGAAAAAGCUGUCCGAGCAGGUUUCCAACACCUACAGCGACUCUUCCAGCGUGUGUGAGCCGUCCUCUCCUAGCGCAGGUUCAACCAAAGAGGAGAUGGCAGACCCCUCACAGCCGUCUGAGGGUGCCGAGCUCAGCCUGAGGCCGCAGGGCAGAAAGUCUAUUGGUGAGGUGGAAGCAGAAAGUGAGGAUGAAGAUGACGACGAUGACGACUGUAAAAAGGGCUCAAUGGAUGAGGGUACAGCAGGCAGUGAGGCGUUUGCCACAGAGGAAAUGUCCAACUUAGUCAUUUACAUCCAGCCUGUCAAAUUCAACAGCUUCGAGGGAUCCAAAAAGAUCAAUCGCAGCUACCAGAUGUCGUCCUUUGUGGAGACUAAAGCGUUGGAGCAACUGACCAAAUCUCCUGUAGAGUUUGUGGAAUACAACAAAUUGCAGCUGAGCAGGAUCUACCCUAAAGGCACCCGAGUGGAUUCAUCUAACUACAACCCGCAGCUCUUCUGGAACGCCGGCUGUCAGCUGGUGGCGCUCAACUUCCAAACCAUCGAUUUGUCCAUGCAAUUAAAUCUGGGCAUGUAUGAGUACAACGGGAAAUGUGGCUACAGACUCAAACCCGAGUUUAUGAGGCGGCCUGACAAACACUUUGAUCCUUUCACUGAGAGCACAGUGGAUGGGAUAGUAGCCAAUACACUGUCUGUAAAGAUCAUCUCAGGCCAGUUCCUGUCUGAUAAGAAAGUCGGCACGUACGUGGAGAUCGACAUGUUUGGCUUACCUGUGGACACCAAGAGGAAAGCGUUCAAGACCAAGACAUCUCAAGGGAACGCCAUCAACCCAGUCUGGGAAGAAGAGGCCAUAGUCUUCAAGAAGGUUGUUCUUCCCACCCUCGCAUCUCUAAGGAUAGCUGUGUUUGAAGAAGGAGGAAAGUUCAUCGGCCAUCGUAUCAUUCCUGUGUCAGCCAUCCGUCCAGGCUAUCACUACAUCAGUAUAAGGAAUGAGAAGAACCAGUCCCUGACGUUGCCAGCUCUGUUUGUCUAUGUAGAAGUGAAGGACUAUGUGCCAGACACAUUUGCAGACGUCAUUGAAGCCUUGUCCAAUCCAAUCCGCUAUGUCAAUCUGAUGGAGCAGAGAGCCAAUCAGCUGGCUGCUCUCACUUUGGAGGAAGGAGGAGAAGAGGAGGGUGACAAAGAGGUGGAGGCAGGAGGUGAAGCCCCCUCAGAAUCUAAGGUGGACCAGAGAGUGGUACUGCCUGCAGAAAACGGACUGAGCCACACACCCAUCAUCGCCCCGAAGCCCCCUUCACUGGGAGGCCACCAGCCCCAGUCUGCAGGCUCGUUGAAACCAUCAGUGAAGACUGAAGAUAUUAUUCAGAGUGUACUCACUGAAUUAGAGGCUCAGACAGUGGAGGAGCUGAAACAACAGAAGGGCUUUGUCAGGGAGCAGAGGAAGCAGUACAAGGAGAUGAAGGAGCUCGUUCGAAAACACCAUCGCAAGACCAGCGAGCUGAUCAAAGAGCACACGGCUCGAGUUUCUGAGCUACAGAGCCAGCAUCAGCGCCGGCGCUCUGCCCUGCAGAAGAGCCACAAACGAGACGGUAAGAAAAGUCGGUCGGAGCACUCUCUGUCGACCCUGGACCAGGAGCUGUGUGAUCUGGAGCAGGAGUGUAGUCAGAGGCUCGCAGAGCUGAAGGAGCAGCAGCAACAACAACUCCUCACACUCCGCCAGGAGCAGUACUACAGCGAAAAGUACCAGAAACGAGAACACAUCAAACAGCUGGUUGAGAAGCUAACCACCAUAGCAGAGGAGUGCCAGAGUGCUCAGAUGAAAAAGCUCAGAGACAUCUGCGAGAAGGAAAAGAAGGAUCUUAAGAAGAAAAUGGACAAGAAGAGGCAAGAGAAGAUCAACGAGGCUAAAUCAAAAGACAAGAACGUGACAGAAGAAGAGAAGCUGGAGAUCAACAGGUCGUUCGUCAAUGAGGUGGUGCAGUACAUCAAACGGUUGGAAGACGCACAGAGUAAAAGACAGGAGAGACUACAGGAGAAGCACAAGGACACACGCCAGCAGAUCUUGGAUGAGAGGCCGAAGCUACAGAGCGAUCUGGACCAGGAGUACCAGGACAAAUUUAGGAGGCUACCCGUGGAGAUCCAAGAGUUUGUUCAGGACAGCAGCAAGGCCAAACUCAACGACGAUGGCGUCCAUGGAAACCUAGUUUCCUCUUCGACAACAGAGAAGCUCAACCACAAGGCGUCGCAGUCCGAGGACGACAUGGAGGAGGGCUCGUCGGAACGCGUCUACGACACGCCCCUUUAGAGAUUUUGCCUUGGCAUGUUUCUUCACACUGGACAUUGACUGGUGGAUGUGAUUGUGAUCACAGAUCUUGGAUAAGCUGAGACUGCUCCAACUUUGGUCCUGUUUGUAACCAAUGGGAGGAUUAGAUCAAAUCUGAGCCUGGACUGGUGAGUAGAGGUCCUCUCUGCGUAGAGUGCAGUCCUGUCUGGAAACCGUUUGAUGUAAAUAGUGACUUUUUGUGUAUUUAUAUGUCACCUUUAUGUUGUCGUCUCUUUCGGUACGGCCACAGGAUGUGUCAUUAAGCACUAACUGUUUGCAGGAAAUAACAUACUUGAAGCAUUGCACAGAAGGAGUAGUUUCUUUUUUAUUCUUUUUUAAUAAUCAUGAUAUCAUCAGAGGGGGUGGUGAGUAAGGUGUGGUGCCAAGGUGUUUGAAUUCCCUGCUGGUGAACACUGGCAUUAAAGCAACAGUCAACUCUUACUCUUAACCACUGCAUACUCAGCCUUUAAAGCUUCCAUCGUUAGAAGAUUUAGACUCAUCCUUACAUAUUUGCACUGACAUUAUCACCAGAUAACUAUGUAAGUUAUUUACUUUAACCCGGAGGCACUGGUGGCUUGCUGGUUCUCCAUUUGUUCUCACAGAACUAAGCCUAUGUGUUGCUGCUAUAUUGUUUUAAAACCCAUACCUUUUUAACCAUUAUUUGGUUUGUAUGAUACUCGCAGUGCUCUGCCAUCCUUUUUUUGGCUAGUUGUUGGCAUUGUUUUGGGGCAUUUCUGUCCAGACAUGAAGUGAAGGGAAAGUGUGUUGUACAGUAUCUGCAUGUAUUUAAACAACUGUAAAUGUUACAGUAGCUCUGUAGCAGUUUAUUAAAUGUAAAUUAAUUUUUUUUUGUCCUGAAACAUUUCAACAAAACCUGCAAAACAGUGUGGACCUUAGACAUCACUGUGGUAUAAUAUGAUGAGUUUUAGAUCCAACAGUAGCUAGGCCCCAGCUAACACAUAGCACAUUGCAUUCUUAGCCUUUGUUUGCUGCGUUUUAUAACAUAUAAAACCAGGACGUAAACAGAAAAAGAGGAUCCUGCUAUAGAUUUAUAGAAGUGGCCUUCCUCUAAACUGGUCCAUUGUGUUCUUACAGGGGAGAGUGUGUGCACUUCAACUGUACACAGAGCAGAUGUCUUGGACUACAGGAAAUAUGUCGGCCAACUGGCAUUAUUCUCACCCAAAAAAAUAAGCUGUUGAAGACAGAAAAAUAGUUCCGUUAUGUUAUAACAGAUCCCAAACGCUCAGUUUCUAUCUGACAAGCACCAGCGUUCACGUAAUGGAAUUAAUUACAGAGAUGUUUCCCUUUUUUUUUUUUUUACCAAGAAACUGUGCCCAUUCAGUAACCACAAGGAAGUGGGUUUAACUUCCGAAAAUGUCCAGUGCCAUUUCACUCACGGGUCAUUUGAUAUGAAUUUACAUUUUAGCUGGUUAAAAAAAAAAAAAAAAAAAAAAAAAAAGUUGAAAUUGUAGGAUUACCUUACAUGUAAGUACAAACUACUUUUUCAAAAGAUGAUAUUGAUGUGAGAGUCCUGUGCCUUUGAAUAGGUUUGCCUUGUUUGAUGUUGAAUGUGUGAAAUGCAUCAUUGUUUAUAUUGCCAUUAUAUUCUAUUCUAUAUGAAGCUGAUAUUGACUAGACCGUGUGCACUUUUUAAGUACAGUACCACUACUGAGUAAUGCUUGUGACGAGCAGUAUUUGACAUGUGUCAUGUGUGAAAAUGGGAGACCUCCUUCUUUUACGUCUUGAACAACUUUAAUUAACACCGCCCUCACCCUUCCCUUUCUCAACAACUUACGUGUAUGCACUCUGGAAAAUGUAAAUGUAUGUAUGACAUAAAGUUGAUAUAAAGUAAAUAUAGUGUAAAGGGAAUUUGCCUGUAAUUAAAUAAAUGUGGCUAUUAUUGUA